Symsagittifera roscoffensis is the source of this 4177-nucleotide messenger RNA. Its product is annotated as WD repeat-containing protein 49-like. The record is from RefSeq and is a predicted model, not a curated record. Gene Ontology annotation, molecular function: protein binding. The coding region runs from base 67 to 3981 and encodes 1304 amino acids. Lineage: Eukaryota; Metazoa; Xenacoelomorpha; Acoela; Convolutidae. The transcript has 32 exons.
UGUUGUGAUAAACUUAUUAAAUAGAUGUCAUGCUAAAGCUUAGGUAUUGAAAACAAUAUCUAUGCCAUGCCUGUUGCAGUAUCUGGUCAUAAAUUGUCAACAGCCGUUAAGGUCGGUUUGAAAUCCGGUACAUCGGCUGGUGAGUCGUCAGAUACCACCAAGACUGAGGUUGACUUGGAGAAUCUUUUGACCACAGCUGACUUGGAAGAAAUCUACGCUGCUCUUCAGGCCGAGGGCAAUGGGUACGACAACCGGCUUAGUCUGGACAGAAGCCAACUGAAGGAGUUCCUCACAAUCGUCAUCCGGAAGGGAAGCGAAGAACAGUUCAAUGAGUUCUUCGACAAAGUAGAUGCUACCAAAUUGGGAAAAAUAGACUGGUAUCGGAUAGCGGACCACAUCUUCUCGGAAUUCGAGGGGAAGGAUGACAAGAACAAGCAGACCACUGUCCCCAACUGGAGACCCAAGAGGGAACUGCAGCAGAAUCCCCACCGAGACGUGAUCCAGAAGUUGAUCUGGUGGGACAAGUUGAAGAAGUACAUCUCAGUGUCUAAGGAGGGCGUGGUGGCUCUGUGGAACGAACACAACUGCGAACUCAGCCACGCCAAGAAGUUGAUUCCGGAUAAUAUCAAGCAGAGGGAUCUUUGGGUGACAGACUGUGUGUUGAUGAGUGGACUGGGAAAACUGGCCAUGUCCAACACCUGCAAGGAGAUAUGCAUCUAUGAUUUGAACACUAAGAUGGAGUUUCCCUGCGUAUACAGAAUCCACAACCUCAGAAACACACCAUACAGUCUGCACUUCUGGCAGAGCUCCGCCAAUCCUAAUGUCUCCAUCUUGUCCCUGGGCGACACCAAGGGGAGGAUCUUCUGCCUGAACUUCGAGCAGUCUACCGUCACCCUCUUCGACAGACCCCCCAAGCCAGCCGGAGAAGAGAAGGAAUCCACUCUGCAAGUGGACUUCCAGGAACUGGAGAUGGCGGAUCCUCCCUUUGAGAAGGAGAAGGAGAACAGGAUCUGCUGGCUCUCCUGGCACCAGUGGCACCAGCCGGAACACUGCAAGAGAUACCUCCAAGAAGAGGCCAGGCGAAUCAACAUGCGCAACAGCACAAACAAUGUAAACAACAACAGCAGCAACUUCGGAGUAAUGACCAAAACUGACGUUGGGUCCGACAAGAAGGACCAAGUGGUGCCUAUUAGGAAGGUAGCCAUAGCAACUGCAUCUGGCAUCAAGCCAGGUGGUCGAGCUGAUUCGGCCAAGAAGCAGAGCCGGAGUCCCCAGCCACAGCCAGGUGGCACAGAACGACAGAUGACAGAGAUGACAAAUGCGACUCAAGUGAUGGAGGAGCAGAUGAAGAAGGCUAUCGUGGAGUUGGACAUCUGGGCUAGACAGGUGGAGUACAUUGCACAUCUGGACUGUGUCAUAUCAUGUACCACCACCACAGAGAGCUCUCUAGUGCUGGCUUGGAGAAAACCAGGGGUCAUGAAGUACCUUCCUCCCCUGAAACUGACUGGAGGUGUACAUGCGUUCGACUUCAAUGAAGAAACCAAUUUGAUCGGCAUUGCGUGUGCGGAUCGAAACGUGUACCUGUACAAUCCGUUUGUCAUGUCAAAACCGGCAGGGGUGUUGCGUGGCCACAUGGCAGCAGUGAUUGCGGUGCAGUUCAACAAGAGGAGAAACCACAUUCUCUCAUUCUCCAAAGAUAGGGUGUUGCGUGUGUGGGAUGUGGUCCAACAGAUCUCCCUGCAGAGAAUAGCCGGUCUCCUCUCCACUUGUACCAUAGACAUCACUGCGCGCCUGUUCUUCCAUUCAGACAAGAGUCGACUGAUGAUAGCGAUAGACUCCAGUCUGAUUGUGAUGCAGCUGAAGCCAGAGGUGAAGAAUGCCGUCACCAGUCACGAGAACCCAGUCACUGCCGCCAAAUUCCUCGACCAGAAUCAGAUUAUAAGUUCGGACAAUGGUGGCAACGUAUACCUCUGGCGAAUAGACUCCGGAAAGAGAUCUAAGAAGUUUACCUCUCUGCACAAUGGCAUGGACAUCAGCUGCAUGGCUCUGAGAGAUGACAGGACUCGCUUCUUCACCGGAUCGUCCGACGGAACCGUCAAGGAAUGGGACGUUGCCGGCAACAUCCGCCGCACAUUCCUCGUGGACGUCGAAUCAAACAACAGCGGCGACACCUCUCGUCCAGUGGCUGCUCUGGGUGCUGCCUCUGUAGACCGACUGGUAUCUGGCACCAGUAAAGCCCAAAUGAAAGAGGCUGCAAAGCAAAGCCGCUUCUCGUCUGUGACUAAGCGGAACGUUGUUCACGCGUCUUCCAACAAGAGGGGUCGACCAGCUGAGGUGCUGAAUGUGAUUUUGCUGAAGAGAGAGAUUCUUGCUGUUGGAUGGGAAAGGUCCGUGUGCAUGUUCCGCCCCGGGGAGGUGGAGGAUGGGGCCACUGGGACCAAAGUUGAGUGGAAGGGGGAAGCAGUGCACUCGGAAGACAUAGUCACUGCCGCAUUCGCAUCACCCAUUACACUCGCAACAGGAAGUCUGGACGGAGAGAUAGUGGUCUGGAACAUGAACAGCCAGAGUCCCUCCAAGUUUCUGAGGGAGAGGAAAAGAGUGCCCACUAAUGUACUGCAGCAGGGCCACACUCAUGGAACAGAUAGCCCAGCAGUGAGCAGUAGUCGGCGUGAUUCAAUCAUGUCCAACCAAGAAGCAGCAGGAGAAGGAAGGGAGAGCCGAAGUCUUCCCUCUAAAGCCGCCCACGAGGAGGAGCGCGAGGAGUUUGCAGUGUCCACGCUGACCUUCAUAGAGAGUAGGAUGGGCAGUAAGAGACUGUUGGCCAGUGGGGUGGCCAAUCUCAUCAGCUGUGGCGCUGGGGGCUGGGUAAGAUUCUGGAGCACAGUCACCGGCAAGCUAUGUGCCGAAUUCUGUGCACAUCCCGAGGUGACGAGCAUCACCAUGCGUUUGGACGACGAGGACAACAGCCGGCUGGUGACUGCGGAUACAGAUGGCUACUUGAAAGUAUGGGACAUCGAGCAUUAUGCAAUGAACACGGAAGAGUACUUCUUGGACGAAGCACCAGUGUGUGUUGACGAAUGGCAAGCUCACGAAGAUGCCAUUUCUACUGUGGACAUGAUGAAGUACUUAAGUGAAGAACUAUGGCUCAUUCUCUCAUGCAGUGUGGACCUCACCAUCAAUCUAUGGACAAUUGAUGGGACACACAUCGGAGUAUUCGGACAGGACAAUGCAUGGAAGAUCCGGAAAAUGUCGCCUCUUGAUAAUAUGGAAGACGAUAAAGAGGAAAUAAAUGAGAAUCGUUCCGAGUCACGUAAGACUUCGGAUAACCUGGAAACUCAAUCUCUGACCUUGUCUCAAUUGUCCGAUAGUCAGAUUGUGGAAUUACUGAAGAAGUACGUUAAAAUAGUAGACGAGGAUCUAAUCAGGGAGAGAUUUGACGUCUGGAAGACAACUUCGUUGGGAGUGCGCUACUCGGAAGACAGGGCGGCUAAACGAGAGCGGAAGCAGCCCUCGUUCCAGCGGGACUUCCCCUACCUCUACUCCGACUCCAUGGGCAAACCCGCUUUUGGACCACACUAUUCUCUUGACACUCCUGAGUUAGAAGACACUGCACAGUCUAUGCCUGAGAAGCCGAAGAGCAUCACUGACGACUCCCUCAUGCGCAGUGCAGACGCCGCCACAGACGAUCAGCUACACCAGCAGCGACUAGACAUAUCCACUCCUCCCAAACACAAGUUCGAAGAGAGAAAUCUGUUCACACGAUCCAUGCUCCAACGAGACCACGAGAAAAAACUGAGCAAAGCUCAGGAGACCAGACGAGGAACUAUGUGGAACAUACACCAGAGAAGCGCCGCUGGGUCCAAAAUGUCCACGGCCAAAAUAUCAGUUGCAUCCCAGCAGAAAAAAGUAUCCACUGCAUCCCAGAUGGGCGCAUCUAUGGCCCCGAAGUCCAGACUAACAAGUGUGGCGUCCAAACAAUGAUGAUUGAAAACAUUGGCGCAGUUCCCUUUAGUGUGUCAGAACUUAGAUCGAUUUUUUCUUAAAUUACUAAUGUAACAUAUCUCAGAAAACUCACAUAUAAAUUAAAGUAUUUUUUGAUCACUUUUUGCUAAACCUGUAAGUUAAGUUAUUGGACACACUGGUUAUGUUGAGGUAUUUGAGCUGAAGUUACUUCGAU